Messenger RNA from Gaeumannomyces tritici R3-111a-1, 1544 nucleotides. RefSeq lists its product as hypothetical. Gene Ontology annotation, biological process: secondary metabolite biosynthetic process. The record is from RefSeq and is a predicted model, not a curated record. NCBI's taxonomy places the organism in Eukaryota, Fungi, Ascomycota, Sordariomycetes, Magnaporthales, Magnaporthaceae. The transcript is spliced from 4 exons. Gene Ontology annotation, molecular function: FAD binding; monooxygenase activity. Bases 102 to 1544 code for a protein of 480 amino acids.
CUGGGCUACAAGUGAUUUCGGGAGAAUAUCAAGGCGCAGUUUCCGCCAGACCCUGAAGUCGGGCGACACCGCUCACUCGUCAGUCGAAUAACGUGCUAGCCAUGGGGACGACAAGCCAAAACGGGAAUGGCAAUGGCUGCAAGCCGCACUUCACGUCGACCACGUAUCCAUCGCACUGCCUGCGCUUCCUCGACAAAGUCAAUGGCGCGGCCACGACAGACAAAAGCCCGCCGCAGGCGCAGCUCAAGCUCGACAUCGUGAUCGUCGGCGCGGGCCUCGGCGGCCUCGCUACUGCCAUCGCCCUGGCGCGGCGGGGCCAUAAGGUCACAGUCCUGGAGCAGGCGCCCGCGUUCGGCGAGGUGGGCGCGGGGAUCCAGAUCCCGCCCAACUCGGGCAGGCUGCUGUACCGGUGGGGUGUGAUGGAGGAUCUCGGCCCCCUGGCGGUGCGGCCGGACGGCAUCUCGUUCCGGCGGUGGGAGUCGGGUAAGGUGAUUGGCUUCACCGACCUCUCGUCCGAUUUCAGCUCCAUGUACGGCACGCCGUACUAUGUCGUCCACCGCGCGCACUUCCACGAGGCUCUGGCCAGUAGGGUCGCCGAGCUGGGUGUGCAGGUCCGGCUAAACUGCAAAGUUGUGCAGUACGACGAGCCGUCCGCGUCUGUAAACUUGCAGGACGGCACGACGCUGCGCGGGGAUCUUGUCGUUGCCAUCGACGGUGUCAAAUCCACCGCAAGGGCUUUGCUCCCGGCCGGUGAUAGCGCAAUACCCAGGUCCACGGGCUUGUCCGCAUACCGCACGACCGUCGAUGUUGCCAAGAUGAAAGAGGUUCCCGAGAUGGCAUGGAUCCUUGAGGAGCCAGGCUUGAACAUCUGGAUCGGCGAGGACCGACACGUCAUGACAUACACCAUCGCGGGGGGAAAGUCGUUUAAUAUGGUGCUAUCGCAUCCAGACAAACCAGGGCCGCCGUCCCCGCACCCACAAAUUCAAGAGGAAACCCUGCGCGACAUGCAGCGGGAGUACGAGGACUGGGAUCCACAGCUUGUCAAGGUCAUCGGCCUUGCAGACCGCGCGCUCAGGUGGCCGCUCAUGGUCAGCCCGCCGCUGCGCACCUGGGUCGGCCGGAACUCUCGCCUGGUUAUACUGGGGGACGCUGCCCACGCUAUGGUGCCGUACAUGUCGCAGGGCGCCGCCAUGGCAGUGGAGGACGGCGCGGCGCUGGCCGUAGCUAUCAACGAGCUCAGGACGGCAAAGGACCUGGCUUUCGCGCUGCGCGUGUUCGAGAAGGAGCGGAUCCGGCGCAGCAGCAUGAUGCAGGAGGCCAGCAUGGUGAACGCCAUGAUCUGGCACUUUGAGGACGGGCCGCUCCAGGAGUCCAGGGACGCGGCCAUGAGGGUGGAGGUGGAGAGGAAACCGUUUCUCAGCAGCCCCAACCAGUGGAGUGACCCGCAGACGCAGAUGUGGGCGUACGGAUACGAUGCCGAAAAGGUUAUGGAGGCACGCUGGGAGAAGGCCGUGAGAAAGCGGGACGGCGUGGCGUCUUUCUAA